AUGCUUAAAUUCGCGGUGAUCCUUUCGCUGGUGGCCAUCGCUGCGCACGCGCAGGAUGCGUCCCGGCCCAUCAUCAACACGAGCGGUGGCCAGAUCCAGGGCGUUACGUCGAGCUGCGGCCUGUUCUGCAGCUACUUCGCGUUCAACGGCAUCCCGUACGCGGAACCACCGGUAGGAGAUCUGCGAUUCCGCAAUCCACGCCCGCACGGUGGCUGGCAGGGUGUGAAGGAUGGCAGCGAGCACCGGGAGACGUGCCCAUCCGGAGGUUUCCUCGGUGGCGUAUCAGGCAGUGAGGAUUGUCUGUACCUGAACGUGUACACGCAGAACCUGAUCGGUUCGCGGCCAGUCAUGGUCUGGAUCCACGGUGGUUCCUUCACGGGUGGUUCCGGCAACUCGUGGAUCUACGGCCCGGACAACCUGGUACCGGAGGACGUCGUCAUCGUGACCAUCAACUACCGGUUGGGUAUUCUCGGGUUCUUCAGCACGGAUGACGUGCACGCGGCCGGCAACUGGGGCAUGAAGGAUUGCGUGAUGGCGCUGCAGUGGGUCCGGCAGAACAUUGCCGCCUUCGGUGGUGAUCCGAACAAUGUGACCAUCUUCGGUGAGAGCGCCGGAGGUGUUGCCGUGCACUACCUCGUGCUGUCGAACAAGGCGUCCGGAUUGUUCCACAAAGCAAUCGCUCAGUCUGGUACGGCUCUGGUUCCGUGGGGAUUCCAAUAUCAGCCGCGUGAGCUUGCCUACCGGCUGGCGGACAAGUUUGGGUACUCGCACGACAGCGCCCAGCUGAUACAGAGCCUGCGUAAUACACCGAUCGAGACGCUGAUUAACGCCCAGGACGGCUGGACGGACAUUGAUAUCCCGCGUGGCUUUAAACCGUUCGAUUUCGUGCCCAACGCGGAACCGGUCAACUCGCCCGAGGAAACCUUCCUUACGCAGCUGCCGAUCGACAUCAUCAACGCCGGUACGUUUAACCACGUGCCGUUCAUCGCGGGCUACAUGAGCAUGGAGAGCUUGUUCAUGGUGUACGAGCACACGAUCGACAGCACGGUUUGGGACGCGUUCACCAACAAUCCGGACUACUUUGUGCCGCAUUUCUGGAACAUCCCGCGUGGAUCGGCAUCGGCAGCCGCCGUCAGCCAGGGUCUGCGUAACGCGUACUGGCAGGAUCGGCCACUUAACGACAACAUUAUGCUCGAGUGGCUGACGUUCCACACGGACCAGCAGUUUAUCUACGCGAUCGACAAGACGGUGCGCCAGCACGCGCUACGUUCGACGGCCCCGACGUACUACUACCAGUUCAGCUUCGAUGGGGAUCUGAAUCUGGUCAAGCGGUUGCUGCUGCUCGGUAGCUGGCCGGGUGCGAUGCAUGCUGAUGAUAUCCCGUACCUGUGGUCGGUUACGGAUCUGACUAUCUCGCCCAUCCUGCCGACGAAUCAUGCCCGCACGGUUAGCAACCGGUUCGUGCGGAUGUUCACCAACUUUGCCCGGUUCGGCAACCCGACGCCGAAUGCGGUUGAUACGCUGCUGCAGAACACCCAGUGGCAGCCGGUGACCGGAACUGUGCACUACAUGGACAUUGGGCAUGACCUGACGACGGGCGUAAAUCCGAACGGACAGCGUACGUCGGUGUGGCAUGAUCUGGAGGCCCGUUAUGCCAACGAUCCGUUCCGCUUCCCGCGCAAGUAA
This is a messenger RNA of Anopheles nili, 1686 nucleotides long. RefSeq names its product bile salt-activated lipase-like. The transcript has 2 exons. The record is from RefSeq and is a predicted model, not a curated record. Bases 1 to 1686 code for a protein of 561 amino acids. Lineage: Eukaryota; Metazoa; Arthropoda; Insecta; Diptera; Culicidae.